Lottia gigantea (owl limpet) is the source of this 630-nucleotide messenger RNA. RefSeq lists its product as hypothetical. NCBI's taxonomy places the organism in Eukaryota, Metazoa, Mollusca, Gastropoda, Lottiidae. Bases 1 to 630 code for a protein of 209 amino acids. The record is from RefSeq and is a predicted model, not a curated record. Gene Ontology annotation, cellular component: membrane; cytosol. The transcript is spliced from 5 exons.
AUGACAGUCGAUAGUACAGCUGGAAUUCUGGGUAAGGUUUCAGAAAUCUCGUUUACAGCGUUUAAUGUCUUUGAUACAGUUCAGAAUAGUGGUGAAACCUGUUUAAUAUCUGAUGAAUGUUGGAGAAAAAUGACUAAAUUGGGUUAUAAUGGUUAUUCCUUAACUCACGAAGUUUUUUAUUUACAAAUAGGAAAACAGUUUGGGUGUAAAAAAGAAAUGGAGAGGAAACUGAAAGAAUAUAAUCAGGAAUCAGUGGAGAAUUUAGAAGAUAUUUUCUGUACCGUGAUACUAAGUGAAGCUAAUAAAUAUUCUCAGGACCAUUUCCCUCAUUAUAAACACGAUUUAUUCAUGGAACAAGCUGCUCUGUGCGGGAUGCUAGGAUAUCGUCAGUUCUUCAACACACCCUGGUUAUUAGCUAUCCUAAGUUGGCAAGAUCCACGAUAUGGUUGUUAUAGGGCUGCCUCGGAUGAGAUUCUACUCAAAGAAGAUGGUCACCGUAUAAAAAGAGAAGAGAGACGGUUGAAAAAUCAAUGUUUAAGUCAUCGUACAACAGUAGCAGUGGCGGCAUUAGGGCAAUAUGUUCGUUAUAUUCUCGAAACUUGGGCAGACAACCAGAAAAUCAAUCAUUGA